AUGGUCACAAAAGUAGAGACAGUCAUUGGGACUUGGAAUGUGAGAUCAUUAAGUCAGUGUGGUAAAGCAGAACUACUAGUGCAUGAGAUGGACAACCUAAACUGGCACAUAUUGGGCAUAUCAGAGAUGAGAUGGGAAGGGAUUGGUGAAGCUUUGACUGAGGAUGGGCAUAAGUUGUGGUUUAGUGGAAAUAACAAGAAAAAUAUUAAUGGCGUUGGCUUCUUGGUCAACAAGGCAAUCAAGAACUCAGUAUUAGAAUACACCCCAGUAAACGAGAGAUUAGCGAUGAUAAGAAUUGCAGGAAAGCCUUUCAACUUGACUGUAGUGUAUGCUCCCACCCAAGACUGCUGUGAUGAGGUAAUUGAUGACUUCUAUGAGAAUUUUAAUGAUCUAAUAAAGACUAUUUCAAAAAAAGACAUAUUAGUGGUUCAAGGAGACUGGAAUGCGAAGAUUGGUGAAGAUGCAUAUGAAAAUUGGAAAGGUGUGGUAGGGAAGUUUGGACUCGGAGAAACAAAUGAGAGAGGACUGAAACUGCUGGAAUUCGCUAAGAAUCAUCAACUUAUUGUUGCCAACACCUUAUUCAAUCAUAAAAUAUCUAGAAGAACUACGUGGUACUCCCCAGACGGCAAAACACACAAUCAAGUUGCUUUCAUCCUUAUUUCAAAGAGAUUUUCAUCAGGAAUAAAUAGAGCAAAAACAAGAACCUUCAACAAACCUGCCAUCGGUAGCGACCACGACCUAGUGAUGAUGCCGCACAAGAUAAAGCUGAAAAUAUCCAAAAAGACAACGACAGACAGAACUUGCUUUGAUCUAGAAAAACUAAAGGAUCCGACAAUAGCAGAACAAUAUCAGGGAGAAUCGGCAGGAAGACUUGCACCACCUCUACUGCUUGACCAAGAUCCACACACACUCUGUGAUGAGAUUACCAACACAAUUAAAAACGUGGCAGAGGAAAAACUAGGGAAAUGCAGGAAAAUCAAAAGGCCAUGGCUAACAUCAGAAGUCUUGGAGAAGUGUGAAGAUAGAGGUAAUAAGAAGAAAAGGAAAUAUUUAGGUGCUGUUGAGCUGGCAGAAUACAGAACUGCAAAUAGACAGACAAGGAAUGCACUGAAUGAAGCAAAAAACAAAUGGUUGGAAGGACAGACUAAAGACAUAGAAGAAAGCCUGCAUAGAAAUAACACCAAGAAGGCAUAUACAAUUGUGAAGAAACUAUGUGGCACACAGGUGGGUGGAACAAAAACGAAGCAAACAAGUGUGGUUGAAGACAAAGAUGGACAACUGUUGACGAAAAAGGAAGAGAUCACAAGAAGAUGGAAAGAUUACUGCGAGGAGCUUUAUAACUACAACAUACCAAAAGAUAGACAAAGAAAUACGAACAGGUGCGAAUGCCUAAAGGCGUUAGAGUGGCGUUUCCAUUACAUCACUCAUCACAGUGAAAAGAAGUUGCGCAUUUUUUGCUUCUAUCAGUGUUGCGGCUAA
Penaeus monodon (black tiger shrimp) is the source of this 1479-nucleotide messenger RNA. Its product is annotated as craniofacial development protein 2-like. Gene Ontology annotation, cellular component: nucleus. Gene Ontology annotation, biological process: chromatin remodeling. Lineage: Eukaryota; Metazoa; Arthropoda; Malacostraca; Decapoda; Penaeidae. The coding region runs from base 1 to 1479 and encodes 492 amino acids. The record is from RefSeq and is a predicted model, not a curated record. The transcript is spliced from 2 exons.